AUGGCAACUUCACUUCUAGGGGAGGAGCCGAGGUUAGGAUCGACUCCUUUAGCCAUGUUAGCUGCAACAUGUAACAAAAUAGGGAGUCCGAGCCCUUCACCGUCGACAAUUUCGGACAAUUCUUCGUCGUUUGGAAAGGGUUUCCACCCAUGGAAAAGAGCCACCGCGAGCAGCUGCAGCCUGGGAUCCGGUUUGUCCGGCUUCGGGGUGUCCCGUAAUGGAUCCGGUAUAUCGGACUCUUUCGGCACCAACAGUUCAUCCGGAUCCAGUGCUUUUUCCCUCACAUCUGGUACCUCAUCUAGUUCACACUUUGGAAACGAUUACUCGGUUUUCCAAGCCUCUGUUUCAAGCAGUUCUCAAGAGUCAAGCCACCAGCCGGUUUUCAUCUCGAAGGUGCACACCUCAGUGGACAGUUUGCAGGGCAUCUAUCCGAGGAUGAGUGUUGCACAUCCCUACGAGUCCUGGUUCAAAUCGUCUCAUCCUGGCAUCCCCACAGGAGAGGUUGGGACCACCGGGGCCUCUGCGUGGUGGGAUGUGGGAGCGGGAUGGAUUGAUGUUCAAAAUCCUAAUGGAGCAGCACUACAGACCUCCUUACAUUCCGGUGGACUGCAGACGUCCUUGCACUCUCCUCUGGGAGGAUAUAAUUCUGAUUACUCGAGUUUAAGUCACUCUGCUUUCAGUACAAGUCCCUCUCCACACCUGUUGACAACCGGCCAGCACCUGAUGGACGGUUUCAAGCCGGUGCUAUCUUCUUAUCCGGACACAAGCCCCUCUCCGUUAACUGGGGCAGGGGGGACUAUGCUCUCCGGGGGUCCACCUGCAUCUUUAGCGGGGUCUCCGAGGUCAUCUGCCCGGCGGUACUCGGGCAGAGCAACCUGCGACUGUCCAAACUGCCAGGAGGCGGAGAGACUGGGACCGGCGGGAGCCAGCCUCAGGAGAAAAGGUCUCCACAGCUGUCAUAUCCCCGGUUGCGGGAAGGUUUACGGGAAAACAUCGCACCUAAAAGCGCAUUUGAGGUGGCACACCGGCGAGAGGCCGUUUGUGUGCAACUGGCUCUUUUGCGGGAAGAGGUUCACGCGCUCCGACGAGCUCCAGCGACAUUUACGCACACACACCGGGGAGAAAAGGUUCGCCUGUCCGGUGUGUAACAAGAGAUUUAUGCGUAGUGAUCACCUGAGUAAACAUGUAAAAACUCACAGCGCCGGGGGAUCCGCCGGCUCUGGCUCCGGCGGCAGCGGAGGGAAGAGAGGGAGCGAUACCGACAGCGAGCACAGCGCACCGGGGAGCCCUCCGUGCCAUUCCCCCGACCUGUUGCACCCACCUGAGUCUACUCAAGGAGUGGGCAUGAACGGCCUUUAA
Molecule: messenger RNA, 1359 nt
Organism: Myripristis murdjan (pinecone soldierfish)
Lineage: Eukaryota; Metazoa; Chordata; Actinopteri; Holocentriformes; Holocentridae
Gene: sp8b
Product: sp8 transcription factor b
Exons: 2
Coding region: 1-1359 (452 amino acids)
Biological process (GO): regulation of transcription by RNA polymerase II
Molecular function (GO): RNA polymerase II cis-regulatory region sequence-specific DNA binding; DNA-binding transcription factor activity, RNA polymerase II-specific
Source: RefSeq, a predicted model, not a curated record